Molecule: messenger RNA, 5289 nt
Organism: Onthophagus taurus
Lineage: Eukaryota; Metazoa; Arthropoda; Insecta; Coleoptera; Scarabaeidae
Gene: ec
Product: ubiquitin specific peptidase echinus
Biological process (GO): protein deubiquitination
Molecular function (GO): cysteine-type deubiquitinase activity
Source: RefSeq, a predicted model, not a curated record
AUUCGAACGUUUUUCCUACGCGCGGUCGGUUUACUUGUGACUCGAAAACUUUAUCACAUUUUAUGCGUUAGCCGUUUUUAAAGUUUCAAAACAAACAGUGAAUCUUUAUUUGAUUGGAUUAUUUUGUGCUUUACUUACAAACGUUAUUUGUUCCCUUCAAAGUUCUGGUUAACGUUUGUUUACUUGAAAUCAACAGAAUUAAAAAAAUGUAGCAUUUUCGGAGAAAAUCUUUUCGGUUAUGGCGAGCGUUCAAAUAUCAUCCCCAUGCAUAAACGGGGGUGUAAAAGUGCUUUCCACUCAGGAUACGAUGCCAUUUACGACGACAAAAGGUCUUUUGAACGGGCCGGGACAAAAUAACUGCUUCUUGAACAGUGCUGUACAGGUGCUAUGGCAUCUGGAUAUAUUUCGCAGAAGCUUCCGGGAUUUAUCAGGACACGCUUGUAUGGCUGAAUCUUGCAUAUUCUGCGCCUUAAAGGAGUUGUUCUCCCAACUUCAAUUUUCAAAUGAAACCGCUUUACCACCGGAUGCUUUACGAAGAGCUUUAGCAGAAAGCUUUUUCGAUCAACAACGUUUUCAAUUAGGUUUUAUGGACGAUGCUGCCGAGUGCUUUGAAAACAUCCUUCUGAGGAUCCACACCCAUAUUGCCCAAGGUGUAGCCGAAGAUAUGUGCAACGUACGACAAUGUAUACCACAUCAAAAAUUCGCAAUGACUUUAGUCGAACAAAGCAUUUGUGGUGCUUGUCAAGCCACUUCAGAACCGCUAUCAUUUACACAGAUGGUUCAUUAUGUUUCUGCAUCCGCUUUAACAACUCAAGUACGUCAAAAUGUUUUAAAUGGAAGAAAACCGUCUCAAGAUUCAUUUGGAGAACUUCUUCGAAAAGCUGGAAGUAUGGGAGAUAUACGAGAUUGUCCCAGUACAUGUGGUGCAAAAAUACAAAUAUCAAGGACAUUAAUGAAUCGACCUGAAAUAGUUUCGAUAGGAAUCGUUUGGGAUUCAGAACGUCCAACUUUAGAGCAUAUAAUGGAUGUUUUCGCAACUGUUGGAACGACUCUAAAAUUAGGAGAUGUUUUCCAUAAAGUCGUUGAUAAUCGGUGGGCUGAAAUAACAACGCAUAACUUAGUCGGAGUUGUGACUUAUUAUGGUAAACAUUAUUCGACGUUUUUUUUCCAUACGAAAUUUCGAGUUUGGAUUUAUUUUGAUGAUGCGACAGUCAGAGAAAUCGGCGCUAGAUGGGAACAGGUUGUUGAAAAAUGUCGUAGAGGUCGACAUCAACCACUUUUAUUACUUUACGCUGUACCUAAUGGUAGUCCAGUAACGAUGGAGUGUGUUCAACAGGCCGCUACGAUUUAUGAAAAAAAUAAAGUUGAUAAUCAAGCGAUUUUUAGAAGAUCGGUUACUCCAAGUCCGGAGAAGCCGAAUAUUGGGAGUACUAGAAGGGCUAUUACGCCGAAUCCUGAUGGUACUUUGGGUCAGAAAACUCAAAUUCCUAUUAAUAAUCGAUUAUAUAAUGAGUAUCAAAAUUUGUCGAUUAUUCAAGAUAAUAUUUAUGGGAGAGCACCGGUUGGAACUGAUGUUGUUGAUGCACCAAAAAAUGUUAGUGUGCAUAGAACUCCAAGUAAUGGAUCUUCAUCGGGCGUUGAAAGUUUUAAUUUACCUGAUCAUAUCCCUAUAAUUCGUCGAAGAGAUUCUGGGAAUUGGAGUGGCGAUAGAAACAGUGCUUCUUCUGCUAGUUCAACAACGAUGGAGAAUCCUUAUUUGUAUCUUCUUGGGAAAAUUCCUCAUCAUAACACAAACGGAAGUAAUAGUAUUCCCAGUAGUCCAACUAGAAAAACGGAUUAUGUCGGAAAUGGGAACUUAAAUGGGAAUGGAAAUGUUUAUGACGCCGGUUAUGACUCUUACUCUUUAUCAUCAAACGAUAGCUCAUCAAUGAACACGAUUCAACAUUUAAUGAAAAUGGGGCAUUUAGCAAAAAUUCCAGAAGAUUACAGUAAUUUAUCCGAAAAACCAACAUUAAAUUGCGAUGCUUUAUGCAAUGAAGCUGAUGAAUUAUUAAAAAAAUCCCGACAUUUUGAGGAUGAACACGAUUUGGUUUUGGCGUUAGCUCUUUGUAAUGCAGCAGCCACGAAAGCAAGAGCAGCCAUGAAUGCGCCUUAUAAUAAUCCCCAAACUUUAACGUUGGCUAGGAUGAAAUAUAACACUUGUAUUAUGAGGGCGAGGAGUUUACAUAGAAGAAUGACUCAAACGCCAAUAAAUUCGCAAAAGGAGCCUUUACCAGAAAUAAGACAUACAAGAGAGGGUAGCAGCGGAUCUGGAAAACAUUCCAGGCAAAAUUCGAGGGAUAAAACGCUAUCUUCAUCAAGGCAAAAUAGUAAAGAGCUAUUAGUUCAACCCGAAACGAUCAAAUCCCCGCAAAAAAGUAUUGAAAUUUACGCCACUUUACCGAAGAAAAAGGACACUUUAAAGAACAAAGUUAAUAUUAAUUUUGAAGAGGACAGCGAAUACAUUCUUUAUGAUAAACCCGCCAGGGAAUCGAGAAGUAUUUUCUCCAAAUCAAAAAAUAAAGAUAAUAAAGAUAAAAAACGAUCGAGAAGUGAAGAUCGGAAUAAAAUGUCGAAAGACUUUUCAAUUGCACCCGAAAUUUUAAUCAACAAAGAUACAUUAAAACGAGAGAAAAAAGACGAAAAAGAAGAUAAAAAGGAAAAAGAUGGCAAAAACAAAAAACAACACAAAAUUCGAAGAAAAUUAUUAAUGGGAGGAUUAAUUAAAAGAAAAAAUCGCAGCAUGCCCGAUUUAACGGAUACAAACGAAAACGAAUCAAAACCAAUUUCCUCCGUUGAUGACAGCAACAUCGGCAUUAAAAAUGAAAAUUUAAAUAGUAUGUGUGGUUAUCUCUCGGAGGGACAUUUAGAAUUUACGGGAAAUUCAACAAAUCCAACUUUAGAGCGAAGUAAAUUGAUGAGAAAAAGUUUUCAUGGAUCAGCAGGAAAAGUUUUGACAGCAGCUAAAGUCCCGCCACCUCCUCCUUUAAGAACUACUUCCCAACUUAGUGCUAUUACUAAGUUACCUGGAUCAGAAGUAGUCGAAAAUAAUUCUAAUAAUUAUUAUAAUUACAAUCAAUUCUCAAAUUUUACUUACAAUCAUCAAAGAAGUGGCUCUCAUGAUGUACUAAUCUAUCAAACUCGAGAUGCCGCAAUGAAUCAAAUAAACACCGUCGUAACUCAAGCGGAAGUUCAUCAAGUACAAAGUCCCGUAAAAAGUGAUGAUUAUUACACUCAACCACAUCCAAUGGACAACGAUGAAGGAGUUGACGAGGUGGAUUGUUGUUUACCUUCUUUGCAAAAUCUCGAAUUACCACCAUAUCCAAGUCCCGCUUGUUCUGUAAUCCAUUCGAGACAAGCAAGCGAAGAUUUCCCACCUCCACCACCCCCGUUGGAUUUAAGUGCUUUAGAGGAACACCUCCCCGAUCCAAAACCAAGCACUUUACUCUCCGAACUUCAAAAUAAGCGCCAAGAAAUAUUCACGGACGAAAGAAAACAAGAAGUCGAGAAAAACGUUGAAAAUGUUAAAUCGGGCGACGUUUGGCUAAAAGAGCUUCAAGCCAAACAAGCCGCUUUAAGACAAAAAAAAGCGAUCGUUAACAAUUUAGAUGCUAUUACGGUCCAAAAAGAAAAUAACCCCAACGAUUCCGUCGUUAAAUCAACCGUUAAAGAUUUAGCAUCUAGAUUUGAAAUAAAAAUGUCCAACAACGAACCAGUAGAAAGUCCUCCCAUAAUAAAUAAUUUUCUUCAAAGAGACUCGAAAGGCGACAACACAAUCCAAACUGGAGUUUUAUCGUUAAAAAAACGGGAAGAAAUCGAUAUCGAAAAUUAUCAACACCAUCAAAAUUUGAUUCAUUUACAACAAGAAAUCAUUCAUCAUCCAUUACAAAGAACAAACAGCGAUGGUGAUGAUAAAAAGUGUAAAGCUAAGAAAAAAAGCGUUUCGUUUUGCGAUCAAGUCAUUUUAGUGGCCACAGCUGAAGAACAAGAAGAUGAUAGUUACAUUCCUAAUCCAAUUUUAGAGAGAGUGUUAAGAACUGCGAUGAAUAAACCUGAAGCUGCUGCUAUUCGCCAAGAAAUUCUUUUAAGACAAAGCGAACAAAUUAAAGAUGAAGGGAUUCAAAUUAAACAAGAUGGGAACGUUCAAAAUAAUCACAAUCAAAUUAAUCAUGUUCAAAGUAAUCAACAAGCAGUUUAUGUUAGCCGUCAAAACUCAAUAGAUAAUCUUUUAGUAUCAUCUCAUUAUCAACAUAGGCAAUCUCCGUAUCAAAUGUUGCCACAGAAUCAAAAUUACACGACAAUUCCUCAAAAUAACCCAAGAUUUUAUCAACAAGAUCAAAUUUCAAAUUAUCCUCAAUGGAAUCAAGAUUUUCUUGGGAGAAACUUACCAACUCCGAAUAAUUCCCAAGAAAACAUCCAAAUACAAAAUCAACCACCUUUGAGGAAUCAACCCAACGGGAAUUAUCAUCCCAUUCAAAGACAAAAUGUUAUGCCAUAUUCUUGCCAAACGAAUUAUAACCCCGGUUUUCAACACCCACCAUCUCCAUCACCUUCGAAUCAAAGUUACUCAACUCAAUCUUCAUACAACAGCCAAAACGGAACGGGACGAUCUAAUUCCCAACAACAAAAUUCUUAUAGUUAUCCAUCAAACAAUCAAUAUUCUCCGGUACAAAGAGUUCCACCUCAAAUUGAUUACAAUCAAAUUCAACAUUUCAAUCAAACCAUAUCGCCAUAUCAAAGAGUUCCAUCGAGAGAAGACCAAUUAUUACCCAAUAACCCACAAAAUUCGUUGUAUCAACGAGUACCAUCUAACGAUCAAAUAAAUCAAUAUCAAAAUCAUUUUAUCCCAAACAAUUCGCCUUAUCAAAGAGUUCCCGAUCCGAAUUAUCCGUAUCAACCCAUUCCGCAAAAUUAUCAACAGAAAUAUUCACCGUAUCAACAAGUUUUGCCACCGAAACAACCCGCGGCGAUGAAAAAAACUGUUAGUUUUGAGCCAGGAACGAAAGGAGGUGCGGAAACGAGUAGCCCAAAAGCAAUCGUAACCCCAAUUAUUGUAAACAAUAACAAUAAUAAUUAUACGAGUGCUAAGACUAAGUGCAAUUUGUGCAGGAAAAAACAUGUUAUUGCUCCUAAUUUAUAUUGUGCUGAUUGUGAAUUUUAUAUGUCUAGAUUUAAACCGAAAAGUUAAUAAUUAAUGAUUAUUUUAAAAUACUUAAAUUCUAAAAAUGUUAAAUGUACAAAAUUGUGAUA